Messenger RNA from Frankliniella occidentalis (western flower thrips), 1039 nucleotides. RefSeq names its product skin secretory protein xP2-like. The transcript has a single exon. NCBI's taxonomy places the organism in Eukaryota, Metazoa, Arthropoda, Insecta, Thysanoptera, Thripidae. The annotation marks the transcript as partial. The record is from RefSeq and is a predicted model, not a curated record.
GCUCCAGUUAUCGCAGCGCCACUGGCAGCCCCUGCCCUCGCCACCCCUCUGGCCGCACCUGCCCUCGCCGCCCCAGUCAUCGCCGCCCCCGCCUUAGCCGCCCCUCUUGCAGCCCCAGCUCCAGUUGUACUUCCGGCUCCACCCCCACCCCAGGACUGGUUCACGGCGGAGUUGGGCGCCCCACUGACGCUGACCACCGUGCACCGCCAGCGGCUCAUCCCGAUCCCGCACCCCGUGCCCGUCACCGUGCUUAACCGCGUCCCCGUCGAGGUACGCGUCCCCGUGCCCGUGCCCGUCGACCGCCCGGUCGAAGUCCCGAUCCACAAGCCGUACACUGUCUACCGCGACGUUCCCGUCCCCGUGCCCGUCGAGAAGCCGGUGCCUGUCGAGGUUCGCGUGCCUGAGCAGGUUCCCGUCAACGUUCCCGUGCCGGUGGAGGUGCCUCAGCCUUACGAAGUGCCCGUUGAAGUGAGUCGGCAGGCCCCCGUCGCCGUGCCCGCCCCCGUGGCACUCGCUGCUCCUGCCCCUGUUCAGGUCGAGGCGUCGGCCCCAGCUCCCGGCCCCUGCGGCACUUGUGACUUUACCCCCAUCCAAGCUCCAGCACCAGCCCCAGUCCAUUACGAGGCCUCCGCCCCCGCCCCCGUUCAGUACGGGGCAUCCGCUCCCUCCCAGUACGAGGGCGCCGCCUACGCUCCUGCCCCUGCCCCCAUCCCUGCCCCCGUGCACUACGAGGCCUCCGCCCCUGCCCCCGUGCAGCACUACGGGGCCCCGCUCACCGCCCUCCGGGAAAUUCCCGCUCCUCAGUUAGUGCCACAGCCAGCCGGGUACCUCGAGACCCACGAAGAGGAACGGUACGACGAGCAGGUCCAUCAUUAACACCCGUCGUGUUUCGUUCACGAGGCAAGCUGCCGAGUUAUUUUAUUUUGUUAUUACCCCUCCAAGCUCUCAUUGUUGACUAGUGUUUAAGAAAACCAAAUGUUUAUUGUUGUUUUGUUGCCAACAAGAGUCUGUGAUCAAUAAAGGCAUCUAGUCAAGCCGA